UGUGCAUCACGUUUGCAUCCUGCUUGGGCCCAGGGUCUUGGUUGUCACUGCCUCAGCUCAAGCUGAUUGCAGCAAGCCUAUGUUCACUAAUUAGGUAAACAUGACAGCCACUUUGCAGUCAGCAUGAUCUUUGUCUCCACGCUCAUCUCCACUGAGUUGCAUUAGGACAAUUCUCAUCUGUGUCAGUUACAAGGAAGGGAUAUGGGAUGCAGGGAGGAGGAAGGGAAAAAUGCUUACCAGACAACCUUUAUGUGCAGUUGUGCAUUAGUGGGGGGAGGAGGAGCAGAAGUGGGAGAGGGCGGCUGGCGGUGCUGGGCAGAGGAGAGAGGAGCAAAUGCAUUGCAGAGGGAGAGGAGGAGGAGGGCCUACAGCUAUUGUUCAUGUCCUCCCGUGAACAAAGGGCUCAUCGGGGUCCAUAUGUAAACCCACAGCAGGCUUCAGCCCACUGACAAGGCCUCAUGCGGGACAAAACAUAACCGACAGACUCCCGCAAUUUAGGCCUUAUUCCGUUUGGAGGAGAUUUUUUUAUUGAUCCAAUUCAAAGGGACGUAUUGUGUGGGUACGUUGCGUCCAGCCAACCGCCGUCCAGCGGGCCUAUCCGUUUUUACGCACGGAGCGUACACACGGUCUAUCAGCACGGAUCUGUAAACAUCAAUUUUCUGAUAGGACUUCUUUGCAGGCUGUUCCUCCAAGUCGUUCAAGCUGUACUCCCCCAAGGAGCCCCCCAACGGUAGCACUUUCCCCCCUUUCCACCCCGGCACCAUGCUGGACAGAGACGUGGGCCCCACUCCAAUGUACCCUCCCACAUACCUGGAGCCAGGAAUAGGGAGGCACACACCAUAUGGCAACCAGACAGACUACAGAAUAUAUGAGCUCAACAAACGACUACAGAACUGGACAGAGGAGUGUGACAACCUGUGGUGGGAUGCAUUUACUACAGAGUUCUUUGAGGACGAUGCCAUGCUGACCAUUACUUUCUGUCUGGAAGAUGGACCCAAACGUUACACAAUUGGCCGGACGUUAAUCCCGAGGUACUUCCGGAGUAUAUUUGAGGGCGGUGCCACUGAGCUCUACUAUGUACUGAAACAUCCCAAGGAGUCCUUCCACAAUAACUUUGUCUCCCUCGACUGUGAUCAGUGCACUAUGGUCACACAGAAUGGAAAACCCAUGUUCACACAGGUGUGUGUAGAAGGGCGCUUGUACCUGGAGUUCAUGUUUGACGACAUGAUGAGGAUAAAGACGUGGCACUUCAGUAUCCGACAACACCGUGAACUCAUUCCUCGUAGUAUACUGGCCAUGCAUGCCCAAGACUCUCAGAUGCUGGACCAGCUGUCCAAAAACAUAACAAGAUGUGGCCUGUCGAACUCCACCCUCAACUACCUCCGACUGUGUGUGAUUUUGGAGCCCAUGCAGGAGCUGAUGUCCAGACACAAGACCUACAGCCUCAGCCCCAGAGACUGCCUCAAGACCUGUCUGUUCCAGAAAUGGCAGAGGAUGGUGGCACCACCUGCUGAGCCAUCAAGACAAGCCCCUAACAAACGGCGGAAGCGUAGGAUGUCAGGCGGCAGCACCAUCAGUGGAGGAGGAGGAACUAACAAUAACAACAACAACAAAAAGAAGAGUCCUGGUAGUGGCUUCCCACUGUCCAGCCAAGUUCCGGAUGUGAUGGUGGUGGGAGAGCCCACUCUGAUGGGAGGGGAGUUCGGCGACGAGGAUGAGCGUCUGAUCACACGGCUGGAGAACACACAGUUCGACGCUGCCAAUGGCAUAGAUGACGAGGACAGCUUCAACAACUCUCCGGCGCUGGGCUCCAACUCGCCUUGGAACAACAAGGCUCCUUCCAGCCAGGAGAGCAAGAGCGACAACCCCACCUCACAGGCAUCACAGUAGAGCCCAGAGCCCCGCAUCCUCAACCUAACCCCUCCCUGUCACUCCUAGGCCCCCACCCCACCUCAAUAGCCAUGACUGCAACAGUAACAGUCCAUCAUCUGCUCUCCAAUCCAAACACCACUGUAGCGCUCAGAUUCAAGCACAGGUAGCCCGAGGGGGCUCGGACUGUUUUGCCGAGCUGGAGGAAGUUUCACAACUUCGAUUAUUGCGGUGACUUCCUGAUAAUUAGGCACUGUGUCCCACCUCUCGCUCCCUUUUCGUCAUUUCAUAGACAAAAAGUCCCAUCUGCUCUUGCCAAUUUUCAGUUUUGGAUGGCAACCGGGUAGCACGAGUGAUGAUUUAGUCCAGGGGAGAACUGUGCACGCUAAAGUAUCCAUACUGAAGUUCACAUGUAGGAACAGGUGGGGUGGAGAGGAAGGUGGCAGUCGGGCUUCAAGAUGGUGGCGAGUCGCUUAGGGACGACUCAUCCACUCCUACGCUAAACAUGCCUCUGGAUUCUGGUCUGCUCUGCUGAUGUGCGGGUCGCCCAUAACGUUUGUUAAUAGAGUGUGUGUGUGUGUGGGUGUGCGCUUGCAUGCGUGCGAGUGUGUGUUUGUGAAAGUUUUGAGAAGAGAAAAGCAGCAGCGUGAGUUUAAUGGUGGCUUUGCUGAAGCAGAUGGACCAGGAUUUAGAAUCGGUAUGUAAAACCAUUUGAAAUGAACACACUAAUAAGAGAGGUGAAAUGUGGCACUAGGGAAACAUCAAACACACAGACGCGUGCGCGCACACACACAACCACACAUAAUGAUCGAAGGAUUUUGAGUCCCCCUAGUGCCCAAAUAUCUCUGAUUAGACUACAGUGAAUGCAGUCUUUCAAACAGAACAUUGACAACACACACACAUGCACAGUCUUACACACACACACACACACACAGUUACACAUUUUAAGAGUUUUUAUACAGUAUAU
This is a messenger RNA of Maylandia zebra (zebra mbuna), 2836 nucleotides long. It is a transcript of the gene ldb1b, whose product is annotated as LIM-domain binding 1b. The record is from RefSeq and is a predicted model, not a curated record. Lineage: Eukaryota; Metazoa; Chordata; Actinopteri; Cichliformes; Cichlidae.